CGCGGCAACUCGUCGGCCUCGUCGGCCUCGGAGGACAGCGGCAGCGACAGCGACCGCCGCAAGCGCGCCGUCAAGCGCGGCAACUCGUCCGCCUCGUCGGCCUCGGAGGACAGCGGGAGCGACAGCGACCGCCGCCGCAAGCGCACCGUCAAGCGUUCGGUGAAGCGCGGCAACUCCUCCGCAUCCUCGGCGUCUGAGGACAGCGGCAGCGGUAGCGACAGCGACCGUCGCCGCUCGGUGGCCACCAAGGUCAAGGUUGCCAAGCGCCGCCUGAGCUUCAAGAAGCGCGACAGCGACUCGGACUCGGCCAAGUCGGCCACGUCGGGCUCGGACUCGGACUCGGACUAG
Molecule: messenger RNA, 348 nt
Organism: Cutaneotrichosporon oleaginosum
Lineage: Eukaryota; Fungi; Basidiomycota; Tremellomycetes; Trichosporonales; Trichosporonaceae
Source: RefSeq, a predicted model, not a curated record